This is a messenger RNA of Pollicipes pollicipes, 986 nucleotides long. RefSeq lists its product as uncharacterized. Lineage: Eukaryota; Metazoa; Arthropoda; Thecostraca; Pollicipedomorpha; Pollicipedidae. The record is from RefSeq and is a predicted model, not a curated record. The transcript is spliced from 7 exons. The coding region runs from base 123 to 986 and encodes 287 amino acids.
CGCGGGACUCUGUCCAGGCGGCCGCCCGCAAGCGCCGAGAAGCAUUCCGCGAAGCGAAGAAGGGACGGCGACUGAUAGAGCAGGCCAGGCGGUCGGUGCUGCGCGUGGUCUUAUCCAAGCACAUGGGCAAGCCGGUUCGGACAGCGCAGGUCGGCUCGCCGGAGCGGUGCAGCCGGAAGCUGCGACUGAAGGGAGGUCGCGAAAAGCCGCCGGUAUCGUCCGAAGCCGAGCCGGAGCAGACGCCGACGGAGUGGCCGUCGAAGUCGCGCCUCAAGUACAUGGUGAAGGGCAAGGCCAGUGGGGAGGGGGGUACCGAGGAGUGGUUGCGGCGGCUGCGGCCCUGGCGGCUGGCGCUGGUGGAGCCGGACGGCGGCCACGAGCUGCGCGACAGUCCGGCCCGCGAUCUCUGCCAGGCUUACCUGGCGCUGCUGGGCGCCAAGCCCGCCGCCUUCUGCCAGCUCAUGGUCGGCCAGGUGCAGCCGGAGGCGCCGUGCAGCCUGUUCUGCUUCCUGACGGCGGCCGGCGGUCGGGCCGUGCUGCCCACCACGCAUUGCCUGGCCUGCCGCUGCCUCUGGCACCCGGCCUGCGUCGGCCUGGAGGAGGCGACCGCCAAGCGGCGCGACUUCAUCUGCCUGGAGUGCCACCACUACCUGCGUCUGGUGUACGAGCGCACGCUGGUGGAGGGAGUCAAAAAGUCGAGGACCAUCGACUGGCCCGGCCCGGGCGCCGUGGAGAUGGAGGACGACUGGGGGCCUCCGCCGCUGCUGUGGGGGCCGAUGCCGGACCACCGCUAUCCGGAUGUCUCACCGGACGGCCAGCUGGAUGGGGCCGGCGCGCGCGCUAAAGGACCUCCGCCGCUGCGGCGAGCGCCGGCCAUGCCGAACGCCGAGCGGCCGAUACCUCCGCCUCUGCAGAGGGCGCCGCCGCCGCCGCCGCUGCUGCUGGGGUCUGAUGUCGAGUCGCCAGCCCCAGCGCGAGGCUGGUAA